UUUCUGCUGAAGAAUUAGCAUCAAACGGGUCAAAACUAUAUUGUCUGUCCCCAUUGUCCCUUUUGUAACUGUGAUUGAGGUCUACACAAAUGAAAUCAAAUUGAGUUUUAUGAACAUGAGCCAAUAUGAUGGCGAUUUGAAUAAGGAAAGCCUCAGCCACAACAAGGGGUAUUUUCAACUAUAAUUCCCGUUGUUGUGAGCAUAGUGUUUUACUAGGCCCCAUUGUCAUGACAGAAGAUGCAUCACUAUUUCUAUUGCUGCGCUGCACACGGCGCUGUUUUUAGAGUCAGUUUGGUUGAGUUUCAUCUAGAUGCCUGUGCCAGGACCGGUGGCUGUGGUGCGUUGCGUGCGUUCGUUCCAUGACCUUUUCUCCCCUAGACGUACCGGAUCAACUGAUUUCCUCACCAAGCACUGCCAUUCCACACCUCCCGAUGAAGAUCAUGGAAACCUGUUUUUCAUACACUCGAAAUAAGCUGCCGGUCGGCUGAUGUAUUUGCAAAUGAGAAGGCAAAUCUGUCACUGAAAAUAGAUGUAAAUGCUCACACAUCCCAGGAGGACGGCGGAGCUCUGCUAGUGAGUAUCCUCUUCAAACUAGAGUUACAACGUUAAUCGGAUCUCCAGCACCUCUGUACUCGCGACCUCCUCAUUGGUUGAACUCCACGGAUUACAGUAGUAUCAUUAAUAAGUAGUUAUUGUAACAUUUAAGCGAUUUAUUCUUUUCACUUUGAUCUGAUUAUUCGAUCGGGGGGUGUGUAUCUAGACUAGAGGCUAGCGUCAUCAAUAAGUUAGUCACUGAGGAUUUUGUUUCUGCAGUACCAUGGGGUCCAGUCGUCUCAUCUGCAGUUUCAUCGGUGUUCUCAUCCACCUGCGGGAGUCACCUCGAUGUUCAGCUGCAUCCAGCAUUGACGUGCCGCUGAGAGGCGCGGCCGUUCAGUCUUCCACCUAUUCGGGCCGGAGCGCUGGACAUGCCAGCGCUGGACUGGCCAUCGAUGGGAGCUGCAGCCCUGCUCUGAGGGACAGCUGCGCUGCAACCAAUUACACGGUCAAUCCGUGGUGGAGGCUCCAGCUGGACGGUGUGUACAGGGUGUCUGUGAUCGAGAUCACUAAUAUGCACUCAACAAGGAAGUGGCUCGACGGCGUGGAAAUACACAUCGGCAAUUCACUGGUCAACAACGGCAACGACAACCCGAGGUGUGCCAUCAUCCACGAUGUCCCCGACGGCUUGACUCAGACUGUCCAUUGCUGGGGAAUGGAAGGAGUGUAUGUCAACUUCUACAAGCCCACUACAAACACUACAUUCUUGGUGUUGUGUGAGGUCAAAGUGUACGGAGAGUUGGCCCCCCCUCCCCCCUCCAUCAGCACUCCGGGGGUGGGGAUGAACGUCACCCUGGUGGGGAAGCGGCUGUGCUGGUCAGACGCCCUGUUCUACUGCAGAGACUAUCACUGGGACCUGCUGACUCUCAGGGGCCCGGCGGAGCAGGAGAUAGUUGACGAUCUGGUGGCUCGCGCCCCCUUCCCGCUAACCAGCCAUCUCUGGGUGGGCCUGCGCAGGUCUAUUCUAGGAAGCUCUUGGUUCUGGAUGUCGGGUGACCCAAUGGACUUCACCCAGUGGGACGAGGCCUCACAGGAGCCCAGCCCCUGUGGGGGCAUUUCCAGCAAAGAACGUUCCGCAUGGAGGCAACGCUUUUGUGGGGAACAUCUCAACUUCAUCUGUUUCACAGGUCCGACAGGAGGGAAAAAGGUGCGCUUCUUUAGUACAACAAGAGUGAAACCAACUUGUAAAAACUAGGUUUGUCUCGCUGGAGAAUGCAACUACUGAUUCCCAAGUAGUCCCGUAGUGAAGAUUCUGAAUGCUUUAGCACAGAGCUUGUCUGUGGUAGCUAGCCAGUUCUGCAUUUUGCUUACAAACUCACGGAAGAUGUGUAUCCAUGAGAUUAGUGCUCUAAUAGCUUGAACGUGUAAGUAGAAGUAAUACAUUUACUUUAGAAUAUAAUCAUUGAACAUCCAUAUGAGCAGAUCUGGUUGACGUUGCAUUAGUCCUUUGAUUGAAAUGUGGAGAUUGUGAGAAUAUGCUAUAUAAAUACUAUAUAAAAUAUUGGUCAUGUUUUAUUUCUAUGUCUUUAAUUCUUGAAAUAAAGAGAACAAUUUAGUUUCCUUUGAUACGUUAUUGAAUGUCUCAACUGUUUCAAAAAAAUAAUUUCUUCACUGAUUGACAUUUAGAAUGCAUGUUUCAAUAUUUAAGGUUUUGUAUGAAACAGAGAUUUCUGAAAUGGAACAGCCAAGGGAACAUAUUUUGAUUAUUGCUAACUUGGAAGAUCACCUUCAUAGAUCAGCUAUAAAGAAGAAAAAUUCAAACUUGUAUUCACAUGAUGGAUAGCAAUGGAAUGCUUUCCAGAUCGUGUCAUGAUGGUAUCUUUCAUUGAGUGCCUUGUAGCCAUAUCACCAUUUUUUAGAAACCCAUGUAUUACAGGAUUGAUGCAGUUUCGAGAUGGUUUAAGUUGAUCAUAUCUUAUCAUCACACCCAUUAUCCUUGAUGAACCGAGACCAUUGUUGAGCUCUCUUGUU
Messenger RNA from Gadus macrocephalus (Pacific cod), 2565 nucleotides. Its product is annotated as C-type mannose receptor 2-like. NCBI's taxonomy places the organism in Eukaryota, Metazoa, Chordata, Actinopteri, Gadiformes, Gadidae. Bases 818 to 1789 code for a protein of 323 amino acids. The transcript is spliced from 7 exons. The record is from RefSeq and is a predicted model, not a curated record.